Molecule: messenger RNA, 735 nt
Organism: Trypanosoma cruzi
Lineage: Eukaryota; Euglenozoa; Kinetoplastea; Trypanosomatida; Trypanosomatidae
Exons: 1
Coding region: 1-735 (244 amino acids)
Source: RefSeq, a predicted model, not a curated record
AUGUUACGGGGCCACGUCUUUGUUGCCGCGCCUGAUGUGCCGCAGGAUGUGCGGUCGCUGGUGGCUGCAUGCGGUGGUCGUGUGGUGUCGUCGGUUGAGGCGUCCGUCACCCUCGGCCUCGUAGUGUGUGGGGGAGAGGCGAGACUCGACUGCGCGGCGCAGCUGCGGAGCCUGCGCAUCCCGAUCCUGCGCUCCAGUUGGGUGCGGGCGAGUGUGGCCGCCGGGCGCAUGUUGCCCAUGAAGCACCCACACACGGAGUAUGACCCGGCGCUCUUUGAAUCCCUCCGCUUCACAACGACGAUGCUCCCGGUACAACUGAAGAGAAGUUUGGUGGCGGCAAUUCAGUUCUUUGGUGGGACGUACUUGCCGGACCUGACCAGCGCGACGGACAUCCUCCUCCACGGUGAGGAGGGGCGGAUGGCAGGAACCGCGGGGAGUCUGAAGUGGCGGUGUGCGUGGGAGUGGGCGAUCCCGUGUGUCCAUUUCACGUGGCUGCAGGAAUGCAUUGCCAGCGGACAACUCGGCGCGUUGCCGCCGCCAUCAUCCCCGCCGGCAGCAGCAACGACGAGGAAUGGGGAGGAAAACGAAAGCAGCUGCAGUUCUUCACAUGAAGCCGCCGGUGGAAAUUAUGCCUCCUGCACUUUGUUUAUUGAGCGCCAGAAACGUCCUCGUAUCGAUGCCAUUACUGUUGCUUCUGAUGCAGGGAGGAACCAACCGCUUCAGUGGUCUUUAUAG